Messenger RNA from Rhizophagus irregularis DAOM 181602=DAOM 197198, 3286 nucleotides. NCBI's taxonomy places the organism in Eukaryota, Fungi, Glomeromycota, Glomeromycetes, Glomerales, Glomeraceae. The record is from RefSeq and is a predicted model, not a curated record.
ACUUUUCCUCCAUUUUUUUUCUUGGAAAUAUGUUUUCGAGUCUUUUUUUUAAUAUAAGAAAAAAUUAUAGCUUUAAAAGGAAUAAUAAUUUUUUUUUUCAUAAAUUUCAUCAAAAAUUUACAAAUUUAUCAGAAAAUUAUGAAAUAAAAUCAAAAAUAUUACAAAAUAAUGUACAAAAACCGUCAAAAAAAUUAGGAAGAAGUUAUGAUCCAGCCAUAGUUGAACAGGGAUGGUAUGAUUGGUGGGAUCAUAAAGGAUUCUUUGGAUCAACGAAUUUGGAUUAUGAGGAUCAAAAAAAUUUUAUUAUGCUUUCACCACCUCCAAACGUUACAGGAUCUUUACACAUAGGACAUGCGUUGACAUUUAGUAUACAAGAUGCUUUAAGUAGAUGGUAUCGAAUGUCUGGAUAUAAUGUGUCUUGGAUACCUGGAACAGAUCAUGCUGGUAUUGGAAUGCAAUCGGUUAUCGAAAAAAAACUUUUCAAUGAAAGAAAUAUUACUCGACAUGAUCUUGGAAGAGAGAAUUUUGUCAAGGAAGUUUGGAAUUGGCGUGAACUUCAUGGUGACAAGAUAAUUAAGCAAUUGAGACGUUUGGGUUCUUCAUUGGAUUGGAAUAAUUUAUUUUUUACAAUGGAUGCUCCACGCUCAAAAGCAGUAACGAAUGCGUUCAUUAAAUUGUAUAAUGAUGGAAUGAUUUAUCGGGAUACUCGAUUAGUAAAUUGGUGUUGUGCUUUAGGAACUGUUAUUUCCGAUAUCGAAGUAGAUUACAAAUCUAUUUCCGAACAGACUUUUUUGAAAUUACCUGGAAGAGAAGAGGAAGUUGAGUUCGGUGUUCUUCAUAGAUUCGCGUAUCCUUUAGCUGAUAGUAUGUCUAAUGUGAAAGAAUUAGUUGUGGCCACGACGAGGAUUGAAACAAUUUUAGGAGAUACUGCUGUUGCUAUACAUCCUGAUGACCUUCGUUACAAGAGUUUACAUGGAAAAUAUGUUAUGCAUCCUCUGCUUAAUAAAAGAAUUCCAAUUGUGUGUGAUCCUGAACUUGUUGAUAUGGAAUUUGGAACGGGUGUUGUAAAGGUAACGCCUGCACAUGAUACGAAUGAUUAUGCUUGUGCUCGUAGGAAUAAGUUGCCUAUUAUAAAUAUAUUUAAUAAGAAUGGGACAUUAAAUGAUAACUGUGGGAUAACCGAUUUGAUUAAUAAGGAUAGAUUCGAUGUACGCAAAAUCAUCAUUGACGUAUUGCAAUUUUUGGGAUUUUAUCGUGGAAAAGAUACGAAGCAUGAAAUGAGGAUCGCAAUAUGUUCUCGAUCCGGAGAUGUGAUUGAACCUUUAUUACAACCUCAGUGGUAUUUAAAAUGUAAAGACAUGGCUCAGAGAGCUUUACGUGAUGUUGAAAGUGAAAAGAUCGUAAUCAAACCAAAUUACCAUACCGAAGAAUGGAAUAGAUGGCUAUGGAAUAUACAGGAUUGGUGUAUAUCAAGACAAUUAUGGUGGGGUCAUCCUAUUCCUGUAUAUCAUUUAUCAUACGAAGGUCAACCAACCAGUGAUGGUUUGUGGUUUGCUGCUGCUUCAACUAAUGAGGCUGAUCAGCUUGUCAAAGAAUACUUUAAACAAAAUAAUAUCUCAUUACAGACUAAUUAUGCUUUGAAACAGGAUGAUGACGUAUUAGAUACUUGGUUUUCAUCAGCUCUAUUACCUUUAUCCGCUUUACACUGGAAUGGAAGUAAUGAAAUUCCCAUAAAUUAUCCCACAGAUAUGGUUGAGUCAGGAUUUGAUAUUUUGUUUUUCUGGAUAUCUAGAAUGACAAUGUUGUGUACGUAUUUUUCUGGAAAACCACCUUUUAAAAAUAUUUUAUUACAUGCGAUGGUUCGGGAUUCAAAAGGACGUAAAAUGUCAAAAUCACUUGGGAAUGUUAUAGAUCCGAUACAUGUAAUUGAGGGUGUAACGUUAAAAGAAAUGCAACAAGGAUUAUACAAUAGUAAUCUUCCAAAAAAUGAAAUAAAUGAAAGCGUUGAAUUGUUAGAAAAAGAAUUUCCUGAAGGUAUCAAAGCAUGUGGAACUGAUUCUUUAAGAUUUAGUCUAAUAUUCUAUACACAACAGACACGUCAAAUUAAUUUAGAUAUAACGAACGUUGUAUCAUCAGGAAACUUUUGCAACAAAAUAUGGAAUUUAUUUAAAUUUGCACAUGAAAGAUUCGAUUCAUUAAAUCAUACUAUAUCAAUAUACAAAACAAUAUCAGAUUCUUCACUAUGCGGAUUUACCGAACAUUUAUCAUUAGUUGAUAAAUAUAUAUUAUCCAAAUUAGCUAAUACAGUAAUAUGCUCUCAAAAUGGAUUUCAAAAAUUAGAGUUACAUGAAGUAACUGAUAUACUUAGAAAUUUUAUUAUCGGAGAUUUGUGUGGUGUUUAUUUGGAAUUUAUUAAACCAGUCUUAUACGGAAAUCAGGGAAAUAUCGAUGUAAAAGCACAAAAAGCUGCGUUAAAGGUUUUGGAAAUAUGUUUGGAUACUUCUUUAAGAUUACUUCACCCUUUUAUGCCAUUUAUUACUGAGGAAUUAUGGCAAAGUCUAGUGAAUCAGUCAGAAAAUAAAUCUUUACCAGAAUCGAUUAUGUUGGCUGAAUAUCCUAAAAUAAAAGAUUUUAAUACAUGGAAAGAUAAUAAAGUUGAAGACGCUAUGCAGACCGUUUUAGGUGUUAUCCGUGCUUCACGUUCUCUAAGACAAAGAAAUAACAUACCAUUAGGACACCCUUUACCUUUUACGAUAUGGACCAAUGAUCAAGAAUUGAUAAGUAAUCAAGGUCCGAUUAAAAAAUAUUUUAAUGAUAUACAAAAAUUUAUUCAAGCCUCUGAAAUUAAGAUUAUUGAUUCGCAGGAUGAAAAUUUAUUAAGUAACUUUACAGUUAGUUUCAUAUCAUCGAAUCUUAAAGUAUACGUACCAAUAUCAUCUAUAUAUGAAAUUCAAUCGUCUUUACAAAAAAAAAAUAAUACAGAUAAAGAUGAACAAUUUAAAAAUUUGAAUAAAAAAUUGGAUAAAGUUAAUAUAGAAUUGGAUUCAUUAAAGAAUAAGACAGAAAAUCCCGAAUAUGAAAUAAAAGCUCCUAAAAUUGCUAAAGAGAAAGAUAGGUAUGUAUUUGAAGAAUUAUUUUAUAAAUUAUUUUUGAUAACGCAUGCUCUAAUUUAUAAAUAUAUUUAGGAAAAAAUAUGAAUCCUUAAUUGAACAAAGAAAUGUGUUACAAAAGAACAUUGAUUUGAUAAAGUGAUAUUAGUAAUUGUCGUAUUGUUUAUAGAAAAAAA